Messenger RNA from Malaya genurostris, 2621 nucleotides. RefSeq names its product gastrula zinc finger protein XlCGF57.1-like. Lineage: Eukaryota; Metazoa; Arthropoda; Insecta; Diptera; Culicidae. The coding region runs from base 328 to 2106 and encodes 592 amino acids. The record is from RefSeq and is a predicted model, not a curated record. The transcript is spliced from 2 exons.
UCAGAAGGCCGUAAGAGCAAGUGACAGUUUCUCUUUGUACACUUUCUCUUUUGAGUAUUAUUAUGUGAUUAUAAAGAUUUCGUGGGGAUCAAAAUUCUAUUUAAAAGUCGAAAGUUUCGGGUAUCAUUUUAUGCAAAGAGUUGAGUGAUAAAAGUGGAAACCGCUUGGUAAUUAAUAGAAGAGAAAGUAAACAAAGAGAAACUGUCACUUGCUUAUACGCCCUUUUGAAAAAUUAACCGAGAAUUAUGAACUACAUAAACACAUCAAGCUGAUUUAGUGCCAGAAGCGAUCGUUUCUUGUGAAUUGAUUAAAAUCACACGAAGUAAAAUGGAAUUUCGCCUUGCACGAGAUGGGAUACUAAAGGAGGAAGUACCAGAAAACAGUCCUGUAACUUUUUUCUCAUCUUGCAAUCUAACAAACGAUUCCCAAAUAAAACUUGUAUAUCAGAUUAGUGAGGAGGAAUUCACACAGAAAAGUGAUCUUCAUAAAGACGUCUUAGUACCUAAAGAGGGAGAGGUUUAUAGUUGCGAAAUUUGCAGAAAACAAUUUUCAUUGCAGGAAGCUCUGAAGAAGCAUAUGAUGGUUCAUACUGAAGACAAAAAAUUCAAGUGUAAUGUAUGUGGCAAAGGAUUCCAGUAUAUUCAGCAGUUAAAGGACCACACAAAUAUUCACACUGGUAAGCGUCCGUACAAAUGCAUUGUAUGCAGAAAAGAAUUUGCCAUGAAGGGUUACCUAGCUAAACACAUGUCUAUUCACCAAAGUGAGGGCAAAUAUAAGUGCGAGGUGUGUGGCAAAGACUAUCAUGAUGGUGCUAACCUCGCGAGACAUAAACGCAUUCAUACAAACGAGAAGUUUAAAUGUACCAUAUGCGAGAAAGGUUAUACCACUAAGUACUAUCUCAGCACACACAUGAAAAUGCAUGUAGAUGAUUACAAAUAUAAGUGCGAUGUGUGCGGCAAAGGAUUCAUCUGCAAAUCACUACUGAAAGAUCACGAAAAUAUUCACACAGGUGAACGGCCUUACAAAUGCACUGUAUGCGGAAAAGACUUUCAAUAUAAAAUAAAACUUUCUUUACACAUGCAACGCCACGAAAGCGAGCGACCGUACAAAUGCACCGUGUGUGGAAAAGGUUUCGUCGUUAUGGCUGACCUAACUAAACACAUACGUAUUCAUACGAAAGAUUAUAUGUAUGAGUGUGAUGUGUGUGGCAAAGGAUUCCUAACCAGAUUACUCUUGAAAGACCAUGAACACAGCCAUACAGGAGAGCGACCAUACGAAUGUACCGUGUGUGGAAAAGAUUUUCAAGGUAAACUAAACCUUAUUCAACAUAUGCGCCUUCACACAAGCGAGCGAUCUUACAAAUGCGCCAUAUGUGGAAAAGAUUUUGUCUCUCAGUCUUUCCUACACAGGCAUAUGUCGGUUCAUGAAUAUGGCUACAAAUAUAAAUGCGAUGUAUGUGGCAAACAAUACGUGACCAGAAAACUCCUGAAGGAUCAUGAACGCUGUCAUACAGGAGAGCGACCGUACAAAUGUACAGUAUGUGGAAAAGUUUUCGCGACUGAGUAUUAUUUAUAUAGGCACAGUUACAUUCACGAAAGUGAUUAUAGGUAUAAGUGUGAAGUGUGUGGUAAAGGCAUGGAUCAUAGUUCAAGCUUUUCGGAACACAAACGCCUUCAUGCGGACGAGAAGUAUAAAUGCACCAUAUGCGGAAAAGAUUUUACUACUAAAAAUUACCUAUCCAGACAUAUGUCUAUUCAUGAAUAUGACUACAAACAUAAGUGUGAUGUAUGUGGCAAAGGUUUUGUGACCAGCAAUCUCUUGAAAGACCAUGAAAACAGCCAUACAGGAGAGCGACCGUACAAAUGCACUGUAUGUGGAAAAGAUUUCACAACUAAGUCUUACCUAUCCAGACAUAAGUUUAUUCACGAAAGUGAUUACAAAUACAAGUGUGAAGUGUGUGGUAAAGGCAUGAAUCAUAGUUCAGGCUUCUCGAAACAUAAACGCCUUCAUACGGACGAGAAAUAUAGCUGCACCAUAUGCAGGAAAGAUUUUUCCACUAAGAAAUACCUAAAUGAGCACAUGCUUAGCCACACUGUAUCAGUGUGAUGUAUGAAGUGAAAGAUUGAAAGCCAGUCUACUUUUGGAAGACUACGACCACAAUGUAUUCGGGCAUUACAAAUGUAAAGAGAUACGGUUUGAACGCUAAGAGAUAAUGUCGUUUAAAAACACUACACUGCACCGGUGCAGUGACACACCAUGGUAUGAAUAAACGAACAAAUAUAAUGAACACAUAAACAGUAACCCUUGACUACAGUAAACGAUUCCAUUGCACAGGGCUACACCCAUACUCGUAUAUCAGUCCCACAUCGAUUUUCCCCAAUUUUGAGUUAGCUUGAGGGAUGAAAUCUAACCUCAAUAUACUAUCAGAAAUUGAAAUAAAAGUUGAGGAUUGGUUCAGUAAAAUGUGAAAAAAAUAUCAAAUCCUGUCUGUUUCAUGUGCAAAGUACCCGCAUAUCAGUCCCAUUCUGUGCAAAUUUCAAUAAUUUUAUUUGUUGCAAUAAUGGAAUAGCAAAGGUGUAUUACCGAUAUUUCAUGUAAUGAUAACUUGAUUUAGCAUUAGG